Molecule: messenger RNA, 276 nt
Organism: Penicillium macrosclerotiorum
Lineage: Eukaryota; Fungi; Ascomycota; Eurotiomycetes; Eurotiales; Aspergillaceae
Exons: 1
Coding region: 1-276 (91 amino acids)
Source: RefSeq, a predicted model, not a curated record
AUGGCGGUCCAGUUCGUGAACGUCAAGCUCUUGGCCUCUGCAGCUUCUCUGAAUGACCAUGAGCUCCUCCAGUAUACUCAGAAUAUCAUGUAUCUUCGCGGGACCAUUACCCUCAAAGCAGAACAGCGACUCGGUAAUAACGUUGUUUCAAUUGAGGUCGAAGGUGGCUAUUCUGGAAAGGAAGAAAUUUAUGAAGCUGCAGAUUCUUUGAUCCAGCGGUGGCUAAUUCAGUUGCCUCGCUCCGGAUUCCCUUUUGAUCGCAAUCUAAUAUUGUAG